This is a messenger RNA of Spirometra erinaceieuropaei, 402 nucleotides long. NCBI's taxonomy places the organism in Eukaryota, Metazoa, Platyhelminthes, Cestoda, Diphyllobothriidea, Diphyllobothriidae. The record is from the annotation of a GenBank genome assembly.
AUGGAUCUCUUCUCCUCCGUCUCUGCCCUCUUCAGAAUGACUGACAAGAUGGUGAUCAUGCAUCAGCAGCUGUCCGCCGCUGAAUAUACUAUCCCUCGCUUCUGCGUUAACGGUACCAAACUAAAGACUGAGGAUAAUUUAAACUGCCUAGGCGGCACAAUGUCUCGUUGCAUCAGAAUGGACGACGAAGUGGAUCACCGGAUCGCUAAAUCCAGCCAGGCUCUCAGACGGUUUCAGAACUCUGUGUGGAAUCGUCGCGGUCUCCAAAUGGAUACCAAAUUGAAGAUAUACAAUGCCGUCGUCCUGACAACACUUCGAUACAGACAGAAGACCUGGAGCUUCUACUCCAGCCAUACCAAGAAGUCAACUACUUCCACCUUAACUGCCUUCUCAGAAUAUUAA